Molecule: messenger RNA, 798 nt
Organism: Aspergillus fischeri NRRL 181
Lineage: Eukaryota; Fungi; Ascomycota; Eurotiomycetes; Eurotiales; Aspergillaceae
Gene: midA
Product: putative cell wall protein
Exons: 1
Coding region: 1-798 (265 amino acids)
Source: RefSeq, a predicted model, not a curated record
AUGCGAGUCGCCCGUCUCUCGUUCCUCCUCUACUCUCUGGCCCUCGUGGCCGUCACGGCUGGCCAGAGCCAGGGAGUUACUGACAUAGCUGCCGUCACCUCUGGCCUCCCAGCGCCGACCGCUACGGAUUCUUCGACGACCUCGACAACAUCAUCGUCUGAGUCCAAAGAGACCACUUCUACUACUAGUUCCGAGAGUACAAAGUCGACAACAACAACAUCAACCGAUACUACCUCGACCACCUCUAAGAACGAUAACCCUGCGCCUACCCCAACCACAUCGUCCACAACUUCCAAAGACGAUACUCCAGCGCCUACCACCACCUCUGAUGGUACGUCGGCAACUGAGACCAGCGGAACGAAGACUUCCAGUUCGAGCGAUGUGGUCAAGACGAUCACCACGACUCACACUAUCAGUGGAACACCUGUUCCGACCACGUACACCACCACUUCUCCACAAGGCAGCAGCUCGACGGAUUCUCCUAGCUUGAACGGCUCAACCAACAAGGACUCCAGCUCUGGUCUCUCUUCUUCUCAGAAGAAGAUCAUUAUCGGUGUCGUGGUGGGUGUUGGUGGUGCCAUCAUCAUCGGUGCUAUUGCUGUAGUCAUGUGGAGGAUCCGUGCCAGAAGACGUGCUGCGGCCGACAACGAUGAGGCUGCCGAUCUCAUGAGUGGCACAGCUGUCGGUAGCGGUGUUCGAGAGAAGGCCCCCAGCCCUGGAGCUGGCGGUACACCAUUCAGAAGUACACUUGACCAAUACCACAACCCUGGUCCUGUUAACGCUGCGUCCAACUUCUAA